CAAUUCGUCAUGCAGCAUCAGCCUCUGCGUCGAGCAAAGAUCGAGACACUUUCACUGCGAAGUUGCGUCGGUCGUCAGUGACCUUUCACAACUUUCAUUCACCCUUGGCGACCCUCGACCACUCUUCGCCAUGGCGCCUCAAGAGUCUAUCCCGGUCGCUGCCAACAUCUUGGGUACCAUCGGAACCGUAUGCUGGUGUGUGCAGCUGGUACCACAGAUCGUCCGCAACUACCGGACGAAAAGCACAGAGGGGUUACCAGCUUCUAUGAUGCUUCUAUGGACUGUUUCUGGGGUACCUUUCGGCGCAUAUGCUAUUGCACAAAACUUCAACAUACCUCUGAUGGUGCAACCGCAGUGCUUUUGCUGCCUCUGCGGUGUAAGCUGGGCACAAUGUCUUGUUUAUGGCCGGAAAUGGAGAACAUGGACGGCGACAUUGCUCCUCCUCGGUCUCUUCGUGAUCUUUGCUGGAGUAGAACUGGGCCUCGUAUACGCUAUCCGACCGCCGUAUGAACGUGGCGUUGAUUGGCCCGUCUUGCUUAUAGGUGUGAUAUCAUUCAUCUUGUUGAUCGGAGCGUACUGCGCGAUCCCAUUCGAGCUUCUGAAACGUCGCGGCCGUGUGAUAGGGAUUGACUUUAUCUUCCUGACCGUCGACUGGUGUGGCGCAUUCUUUAGUCUCAUGAGUUUGGUCGCGCAGUCGGAAUUCGAUGUGCUCUUCGGCACGAUGUACGCUCUUUGCUGUGCGAUUGAGAUGAGUAUGGUGUUGAGCCACCUCAUCUGGAGGCUGCGGACUAGAGGAAUCAGAAAGAGAGCGAAAGCGGAAGGCAAGACGUUUGACAAAAGUGCGGAGGGCAUCGCAUGGCAGGCCAAGGGAAUCGACCUGGAAGCGAAGUUCUGGAAGGUGGUGGGGCGGAAAGAUAAAGCGAAGGAAGAGGAAGAACAUAUGGAAGCCGCGAUCGAAGAGGAGGUGGUGGCGGGCAAGAACACCGUACCGAUUGGUGUGGUAUGAUAAUAUAAUUCUACGGCUACACUGCUCGGCCUCCAUCUACCUCAAGAUUUAUACCGG
This is a messenger RNA of Paraphaeosphaeria sporulosa, 1063 nucleotides long. Its product is annotated as PQ loop repeat protein. The coding region runs from base 131 to 1006 and encodes 291 amino acids. The transcript is spliced from 2 exons. The record is from RefSeq and is a predicted model, not a curated record. Lineage: Eukaryota; Fungi; Ascomycota; Dothideomycetes; Pleosporales; Didymosphaeriaceae.